This is a messenger RNA of Papaver somniferum (opium poppy), 2158 nucleotides long. RefSeq names its product protein GAMETE EXPRESSED 3-like. The transcript is spliced from 9 exons. Gene Ontology annotation, cellular component: plasma membrane. NCBI's taxonomy places the organism in Eukaryota, Viridiplantae, Streptophyta, Magnoliopsida, Ranunculales, Papaveraceae. Gene Ontology annotation, molecular function: protein binding. The record is from RefSeq and is a predicted model, not a curated record. Bases 3 to 1994 code for a protein of 663 amino acids. Gene Ontology annotation, biological process: pollen tube guidance; embryo development ending in seed dormancy.
CAAUGGCACCCUUAAUUCUUCUUCUCCUCUUUCCUUUCCGAGCAAUUUUUGUCAUUUGUCAAUCACCUGAUGCCCUGAAAUUUCUUGGAGAGCCUACAAGAAAGACGACUCACCGGCUUUCGAAGCCACUUGUUGGAGAUAAUGGAAGGAUUUAUACGUGUUCAGAUCGAAACUUUUUUGCUUUUGAAAGCAAUGGUUCUAUAGCCUGGAGUGUGCAUAUAAAUUUUACAUGCUAUGUUGAUAUACCUCCAAUUCAAGAUGAGUUCGGAAAGAUAUAUUUGGUGGCGGAAAACAAAAUUUUGAAAAUCAAUCCUCCAAGUGUUCGGAAUCCUGAAUCUACAUUCGAAAUAUUCUUUGGUGAUAUGUUAACCACAGAAGGAUCAAAUAAAAUUGCUGGGAUGGCAGUAAGUGUUAUAAGUUCACUGAUGUUUAUCACCGUUGAAAACCGAGGACUAUUUGCGUACACGCUGCUGGGUCAAAGAUUAUGGAGUGCAGGACCUGUUCUUUAUAGAUCUGGUUACCGUCUAGGCUGCAAAAGAAAUGUUACAGAUUGUCAUUUUACUUCAACUCCUGUUGUUGAUCAAUGCGAAGCUAGUGUUUAUAUUUCUAACACUUACGGGGAGCUCUACGCAUUGGCAAUUGGAAAUCCUCAAUUCAAAUGGAUUCGGGAUUUAAGUGAAUUUGAUAAACCUGUCACAAUAACCCCAGGGAACAAUGGUCUUUUGUAUGUUACUUUCCCUGUUAAGGCUCUAUUGUUGGCAUUAGAUGUUUUCACCGGAAAUAUUUUGUGGCAGAAGAAUAUUGGCCCUCUAAGUACAAUAGAUUGCUCUCCAAUAGUCGAUUCCAACGGUUGGAUAUCCAUCGGUUCACUGGAUGGUUUCAUGUACUCAUUUUCAACUUCUGGAGAUCUUAGGAAAUUUCCGAAAACAAAUGUUCCUGAUUCAGUUGCUCUAGUUAGUCCACUCCUACAUUGCUCUGGAUAUGCAAUCUAUUUUUCUCAAACUGUUAUGGAGGGAAAAAUUAGUCGCACUAUUGGUGAUUUCACUUACAUUUCUGCAAUGAAACCCAAAAAUGUUGCAUUUACUAUGUUAGUGCCAGCUACUGGAUCUGUAUACUGGUCAGGAACUUAUACUGGCGAAUUCGCAUCCUUCUUGAAUGAAAGCAUUCUACAACACUUCACAAUGGAUGAGAGAAUUCUUCUUGCUUUUGUUACUGCAGGAAAUACGGGCAACCAUCUGCGAUGCCGCACAACACGUCAGAAGCUUACGUCGAGCUGCUCCCUAGCAAAGCCUAAGCAUCUCAGCAUUAAUUACACAGGGAACGAAAGAACAAUGCUACUAAUUCUGUUAUUUGAGUCUCUUGUUUUGAUAAUAAUGCUAUGUGCCGUCCGUUUCUGCUGCAUAUUUUGGGGAAAGGAAAAACUCAAAAACCAAAACCUCGGAAGAUUUCUAGAGAAGAGGCGUUUUCUCUGGAUGAAGAAAAAGGUAUUUGACCGGGCAAUUAUUGCGCUAGAGCAGGAGGCAGCAGCAGAAGAAGCCUCGACACACGAGGUAAGGGAGAUGUUAGGAGACUUCGUUAAAGAAAGAGAUGUUAUAGAACGGAAACUCUCGACAACGUAUAGCUUGGGUAGAGAUAAAUGCAAUAAGUCGGUAUCAAAAUCUGUUCUUCCAUUGUACGAUGACAAGACAUAUACUUCAUCAAGUGAGGGUACAAGAGAUUAUAGUUGCAGUUAUGGUAGUAGUAGUGGAGAAGAUCAAGCUAAGAAUUUGGGUUACUAUGGAGACGAAGAAUCUGAUCUAAAAGGAAAAAAGAAGGUAGAAAGUGAUGAAGCUGGACCUUCUAAUAAUACCAGUGCUGGGAAAUUCAAAGUGAAGAAUUGGGAGCGUUCCGCAGUGGCUACAUCCAGUUUUACGCAUCCAUUAUACGUCCAUGGGGAGAAGGGUGGUAGUAGUAAGAGUAACCGGUUGAGGGGGACAUUAUCUUCUAUUAACUAGAAGAAGUUCAAUUUGGACUUUUGAAAGUUUUUAUUGUUCAAGCUUUUUCGCUUAUCCCACGGCCUUUAAAUUCUGCAAGUUUGUUGCACAAAAUGCACCAAUGACUUGACACUGUAUUUGUUAAACUUUGCUUCUUGACCAAGGUUGUUAGUUUAUAUACUUUA